Molecule: messenger RNA, 1167 nt
Organism: Ipomoea nil (Japanese morning glory)
Lineage: Eukaryota; Viridiplantae; Streptophyta; Magnoliopsida; Solanales; Convolvulaceae
Product: transcription factor JUNGBRUNNEN 1-like
Exons: 4
Coding region: 1-1167 (388 amino acids)
Biological process (GO): regulation of DNA-templated transcription
Molecular function (GO): DNA binding
Source: RefSeq, a predicted model, not a curated record
AUGGCUUCUUGCAGUGGUAAUAAACUACCUAACGGCUAUGGUGAUGAAUAUGAGUGGAAGAGAAGCCUGCCUCCCGGACAUGGUUUUUAUCCCACCGAUCAAGAACUCAUUACCAAAUAUCUCAAAUAUAGGGCUCAAAAUCUGAAAAUUCACCCGGGAAUCAUUAACGAUCUUGAUAUUUACAACCAUCAUCCUAAAGAACUUGAAGGUGCUUAUGGUUUGAAUGAAUGGAAUGGGCGAAUGUAUUUCUUUACGGCGUUCAAGAGGAAGACUAAAGAGGGAAAGAGAGGCGACAGGGCGGUGGGCGGUGGGAAGGGUUUCUGGAAAGCCUCUCAGGCACGAGAAAAGGUGAAAGACGACGAGGGAGUGGUGAUCGGCACCAAACAACCCCUGGUGUUUCACGAUGGUAAAGGCACCAAAACUUCUUGGCUCAUGUCAGAGUUUCGAUAUCCUGAAAAUUUCAAUCCUCUCCCACUUUAUAAUCAGACAGAACAUGAGUUGGCACUUUGUGUGAUCUAUUAUCACGGAGAGAGGAACAUCAUAGGCAACAAUCAAGAAUCUAAGAGCAACAACACAAAUCCUAUGAAGAGGAACAUCAUAUGCAACAAUCAAGAAUCUAAGAGCAACAACACAAAUCCUAUGAAGAGGAACAUCAUAUGCAACAAUCAAGAAUCUAAGAGCAACAACACAAAUCCUAUGAAGAGGAACAUCAUAGGCAACAAUCAAGAAUAUAAGAGCAAUAACACAAAUCCUAUGAAGAAUCUCCAAAGCUCUCAUCUCAUUCCAACUCCUUGUCCAAACCCUAACUUCACUACAACUUCAAACUUGCAAAACCCCAAUCACCCACCAUAUCCAACCCUAAACCCUAACUUUAAUGCAACUUUUGCCAGGCAAAGUCCCAAUCACUUACCAUCACCAGCCCAAAACUCAAACUUCAUUGCAACUUCAUCUCUAUAUCCAACCCAAAACCCUAACUUCAGUGCAACUUUUACCAUGCAAAACCCCAAUCACCCACCAUCACCAACCCAAAACCCUAACUUCAUUGCAACUACUUCAUCUAUGCAAAACCCCAAUCACUCACUAUCUUUUGCCCAAAACCCGAACUUCAUUGUAGCUUCCUCUCUGCCAAAACUUCCAUCACUCACAACCUUCAACCCAAAACCUUAA